AUGGCAUUGACUUGGAAAGGGUUUGCUAUCGGCCAUCCAUCUGAUGAUUCAAAAUCAACUUGGACCCCUCGAACUAUUCAGCUUCCAGUUAACGCCUCUGGUGGUCCUGAACGAGAAAUCUGUCAUGUACCGUCAUGGACUGCCUCCGAUCUAGAAGCGGAAUUUAUGAGUCUGUGUUCAACAUUGAUGGCUGAUGCUGAUAAAAAACCAACUCCAAUCCAAAAAGGCACGUUGCGUUAUCGUACCUUCUCCUUGUAUGUCGAGUAUCGUGAGAAAUCGACAAGACCUUCUUCAGGAGCACUGGUGCUGGCGCAAGAUCGUGCGCUGUCUAUAGAGAAGGCUCAGCUCGUGCCCUUCAGAACGCUCAACACUGGCCUCCUGCAGAUCGAAGUCAUUAGCAAACAAUCAUUGUAA
Molecule: messenger RNA, 414 nt
Organism: Synchytrium microbalum
Lineage: Eukaryota; Fungi; Chytridiomycota; Chytridiomycetes; Synchytriales; Synchytriaceae
Exons: 5
Coding region: 1-414 (137 amino acids)
Source: RefSeq, a predicted model, not a curated record